AUGAGGAGUGAAAAAAGGAAGAGACACCUGGUGAAAACCGAUGUCUGUGUCCAGGUGGAGAGGGGUGGAGUCACACAGGCUGUCAGAGGAGAACUGAACAGGUCAGCAGGACGCUCUGGGCGCAGCAGCUGGAGGAAGGUCAAAGGUCACCUGUUGGAGGGGGGGCAGAGCCUGGUGGCGUUUGUUGGCGGGCUGCUGUUGGCGUCUCUGUACGGAGUCGCAGCUCUCUUCCUGCAGAAGCAGCCGCCGUGGUCGUGCGUCUACACGACGCUGGCUGUGGCCGUCCUGGCAGCCUUCGGGAUGGGCCUGUCCGCCGGCGUCCGGGCCGACGUCGCCGUCCUGCUGCCUUCACUGUGCUCAGCUCGCGGCAGGAACUUCCUCCUCAUCCUGUUUACCUCGAUGCUGCUGUCCGGUCCUCUCGCCAACACAUUGGACAACACGGAGCGAGCCGCCGCCGGCCUGCUGUGCGGAGCUGAGCUGGCAGCCAAUCAAACGCAGGAACUGAUGCAAAGAGCAGCCACACCCCUUUUCUCCGCGCUGGACAGAAUCCGAGAGAUCAGCAGGAACGCUCGGUCCGCGGCGGGACGAGUCGAGGACUUCAUCGACACUCUGACUGACAGCGUCCGGCAUGUCGCUCGUACUCUGAGGAAUGUCCUGCACUUUCUGGUGGACAUCGGCGAUGUCUGCAACGCCAAGCUGGGCUCUCCGUACAGGAAGUGCCGGGCGGUGUUCGCCGAGGCUCGAGCCGACUGCUCCGACCUGCUGGGAGAGUUUAACUUCCUGUGUGACAUCGUGGACGGCUUCCUGCCGCUCUGCAGCAUCGCCCGCGCCGGCGAGCUCUUCUGCAUCAUCCCCUCCUACAUCUCCAACCAUCUGAGAAAACGUCUGGCGGCACCCACCGUUGCAGUGUUUGAGCAAAUGAAGCGGGAGUUUGACUUCAACAUCUCCGCCUCAGUGACCUUUGACCUGGAUGCGAACAGCAGUCGCUCUCUGCAGCAGGUGUCUCAGGAUAUCAUGGAGGAUGUUUCAUCAGAGCUGCAGGCGCUUCAGAAGCUGAGCGGACCGCUGGCGUAUGGCGGGCUCGUCCUACUCAUGUGGUCGUUCCUGAGGGCGGUGCAGUACAGGCGCAGGUAUCUCAGUGAUGUCGACUUUGAUAACGUCUACAUCACUGCUCAGUUUGAAGAGCUCGACCAACAGGUGACCACUGGGGGCGGAGCCUCGGUCCUGCCACUCACACGCAGAGAAGCCAAGACCUACAUCACACCAUUGUCGUUUCACCUGACGGCCCGAGAACGGCAGGUGGUGUUGGUGGGCGUGGUCUCCGUCCUCAGACACCUGGUGAUGGGCAGCCUGCUGGUGGCGUUGGACUUCCUGGUGUUCUGGAUUCUAGAUCAGGUACACCACCAGGUGAAAGGGGACAUCGUGGCCAGAGCUCCCGUCACAGUGGCGGUGCAGGUGAACGGAUCAGGUUACGUCUCGGACAUCUUCCGGGACCUGGUGGCUUCCUUCAGUGUCCUGCAGGGAGGAAACAUCACUGUGAUCAGCAGGAAGUGUCUGCUGGAGCCGUCAGAGCCAAACUACGUCACAUGCUUCAUCCUAGGGUUCCUGCUGGGUCUGGCUCUACUGGUCUCUCUGACUGGAGGAUUCGUGCAGCGCUGCAAACGACUCGUCUGUGCUUCAUAUCAUCCAGAGAGAGAGCUGGAAAGGAUCUGGUCCCUCCGGCAGCAGAUCCUGGAUCAGAGGAGGAUGGUGGGGAAAGCCCUAUGGAGGUCUACAGCCAGGAGCCGAGCUGAGGGAAGAGGAGGAGGAGGGUUACCUGGAGGGGCUCACCUGUCUCACCUGCUGGGUUUGUCAUCAGUCAGCUGUGUGGCCUGUGGUGAGGUGGUGAGACAGGAUGAGGACAACAUGGCCGUCUGUGUUGUCCCACAGUGUUCAGGCCCGUACUGUCGGCCAUGUUUCCGCAGUUUGGGAAACGCGUGUGUCGUCUGCGCGCGACCUCUGACCUUCCUGGAAGACGGCGAGGAGGAGCUUGACUCCAGCGAUGACGAGCAGCCGCGUUUAAGCUCUGCAGCUCAGAACUCGACCCUCGUCGCAGACGGGAGAACUGACGAGGAGGCGACGCACCCAAGACCAGCCGUACGCUCGAACAGCCGAGUCAGAACGACCAAAGCAAACGGGGGACACACCGGUGUCCACGCUGUCUCUGAACUCAUCGUCUGAACACUGGCUUCAGU
Chelmon rostratus (copperband butterflyfish) is the source of this 2234-nucleotide messenger RNA. RefSeq names its product DC-STAMP domain containing 2 (gene dcst2). Gene Ontology annotation, cellular component: membrane. The transcript is spliced from 15 exons. NCBI's taxonomy places the organism in Eukaryota, Metazoa, Chordata, Actinopteri, Chaetodontiformes, Chaetodontidae. The coding region runs from base 1 to 2220 and encodes 739 amino acids. The record is from RefSeq and is a predicted model, not a curated record.